This is a messenger RNA of Gadus chalcogrammus (walleye pollock), 4666 nucleotides long. RefSeq names its product mitogen-activated protein kinase kinase kinase kinase 4 (gene map4k4). Bases 239 to 4381 code for a protein of 1380 amino acids. NCBI's taxonomy places the organism in Eukaryota, Metazoa, Chordata, Actinopteri, Gadiformes, Gadidae. The transcript has 31 exons. Gene Ontology annotation, molecular function: protein kinase activity; ATP binding. Gene Ontology annotation, biological process: protein phosphorylation. The record is from RefSeq and is a predicted model, not a curated record.
GCGAGAGAAAGAGAGAGAGCGAGCGAGAGAGAGAGAGGGAGUUGUGCACCAAGGCCGUCCUGCCACCUCAACAUGGAGUAGACCCUAGACCCUAGCACCGUUUUUCGCGACCAAAAAGGAAAGGAAUACCCGCCACGGCUCCGAGGUUGUGUGUCCACUCUUAAUGCCCGGCCCCGCGGUACGGUAGCAGCGAAGUCUUGCUCGGAUCGCGAAGGAGGGAUCGGCAUUUAUCGGAAAGAUGGCGAACGACUCUCCGGCUAAAAGUCUGGUAGACAUAGACCUGGCUUCAUUGCGGGAUCCAGCUGGGAUAUUUGAAUUGGUGGAGGUGGUUGGGAAUGGCACCUAUGGACAAGUAUACAAGGGACGGCAUGUCAAAACAGGACAGCUGGCGGCCAUCAAGGUCAUGGAUGUCACUGAGGACGAGGAGGAAGAGAUCAAGUUGGAGAUCAACAUGCUGAAGAAGUACUCUCACCACAGGAAUAUCGCCACCUACUAUGGGGCCUUCAUCAAGAAGAGCCCCCCAGGACACGAUGACCAGCUCUGGCUGGUGAUGGAGUUCUGCGGGGCGGGCUCCAUUACCGACCUGGUGAAGAACACCAAGGGGAACCAGUUGAAGGAGGACUGGAUCGCCUACAUCUCCCGGGAGAUCCUCAGAGGCCUCGCCCACCUCCACGCCCACCACGUCAUCCAUCGAGACAUCAAGGGCCAGAACGUCCUGCUGACGGAGAACGCCGAAGUCAAGCUGGUGGACUUCGGCGUGAGCGCCCAGCUGGACCGCACGGUGGGCCGCCGGAACACCUUCAUCGGCACGCCCUACUGGAUGGCGCCCGAGGUCAUCGCCUGCGACGAGAACCCCGACGCCACGUACGACUACAGGAGCGACCUCUGGUCGACCGGCAUCACGGCCUUGGAGAUGGCCGAGGGAGCUCCACCGCUCUGCGACAUGCACCCGAUGCGUGCGCUCUUCCUCAUCCCAAGGAACCCUCCUCCUCGACUGAAAUCUAAAAAAUGGUCCAAGAAGUUCAUCAGCUUCAUCGAGGCGUGCCUGGUGAAGAACUACACCCAGAGGCCGCCCACGGAGCAGCUGCUCAAGCACCCCUACAUCCGGGACCAGCCCAACGAGAGACAGGUCCGCAUCCAGCUCAAGGACCACAUCGACCGCACCAAGAAGAAGCGCGGCGAGAGGGACGAGACGGAGUACGAGUACAGCGGCAGCGAGGAGGAAGAGGAGGAGCCCGCGGAGCAGGACGGGGAACCAAGCUCCAUCGUCAACGUGCCGGGUGAGUCCACGCUGCGCCGGGACUUCAUCCGGCUGCAGCAGGAGAACAAGGAGCGCUCUGAGGCGCUGCGGCGGCAGCAGCUGCUGCAGGAGCAGCAGAUGAGGGAGCAGGAGGAGUACAAGAGGCAGCUGCUGGCCGAGCGGCAGAAGCGCAUCGAGCAGCAGAAGGAGCAGAGGAGGCGGCUGGAGGAGCAACAGCGCCGCGAGCGCGAGGUGCGGCGGCAGCAGGAGCGCGAGCAGCGCCGCCGCGAGCAGGAGGAGAAGCGCCGCGUGGAGGAGACGGACCGUCGCCGCAAGGAGGAGGAGGAGCGCCGGCGGGCCGAGGACGAGAAGAGGAGGAACGACCGGGAGCAGGAGUACAUCCGCCGGCAGUUGGAGGAGGAGCAGAGGCACCUGGAGAUGCUGCAGCAACAGCUGCUCCACGAGCAGGCCAUGCUGUUGGCGGACGAGCGCUACCGCAAGAACAUCCAGGGCUCCCCGCAGACAGCCCCGCCCCCCAAGCAGCCCCCCCUGCCCCCCCGCUCCUCAGAACCCUUCUCCAACGGGGCGGGGCCGGCCGAGGCCUCCGCCAUGCACCGGCCCAUGGAGCCACAGGUCCAGUGGUCCCACCUGGCCGCUCUCAAGAGCAGCACCAGCGCCGCCGCCUCCGCCCCCUCUCCUCCUCCUCCACCUCCCCCCCCCGCCGCCCCCCCCAUCGGGGCCCCCCCGCCUGCGGUCGCGCGCUCGCAGUCGUUCAGCGAGCCUGGCGGCGGCGGCGUUGCCCCGGGCUACGCCCAGCUGCACCUGCGCUCCGCCCAGGACCCCCCCCAACACCACCACCACCACCAUCAUCACCCAUCGCCCGCACGACCCGACCCCCAGCCCCAACCUCCCCAACACCACCACCCCCAGGCCCCCAGCGACGAGGUGCCUCCCAGGGUCCCGGUGAGGACAACGUCCAGGUCCCCUGUGCUGUCCCGUCGCGAGUCGCCCUUGCCGACGCAGCCUAGCAACCAGGUCGCCCAGAGGAACGUCGGCAGCAGCGUGGAGCCCCGUCCGCUGUGGGACCGCGUGGAGAAGCUGCAGCCGCGGCCGGGCAGCGGCAGCUCCUCGGGCUCGUCCAACUCCAGCUCCCAGGCUGGCUCCGGGGACCGCUUCAGGCCUCGCUGUGAGUCCCCCGCCUCUUCCAAAUCCGAAGGGUCGCCCCUCCAACGACCGGACAACGCUGCCAAAAAGACAGAAGACAAGAACCUGGCCAGGCCAAGCCGGCCAGCCGACCUGACGGCCCUGGCCAAGGAGCUGCGUGCCGUGGACGACGUGCGGCCCCCGCACAAGGUCACGGACUACUCCUCCUCCAGCGACGACUCGGGCACCACCGACGAGGAGGAGGACGAGGAGGUGGACCAGGAGGCGGGCGAGGAGUCCACGUCCGGGGCCGAGGACUCCAGGGCUGGGAGGCUGAGCAACGGCGAGACGGAGUCCCUGAAGACCAUGCUGGCCGACGACUCGGAGAGCGACCAGGCCACAACGCCCUCCAAAGACGGCACCCUGGUCAUCAGACAGAGCGCCAGUGAGCUAAAGAGUGCGGCGGCGGCUCUGGUCGCCGCCGCCGGCACUGGCCCGCCGGAGAAAAACGGCUUGCACCACCUCCCGCACCACCUCCUCCUCCUCCACCACCAGCAGCAGCAGCAGCAGCAGCACCUGCCCGACCUUAUCCAGCAGAGCCACCCCUCCCCUUCCUUGGCCGCCUCCUCCUCCGCCUCCUCCACCACCUCAUCCUCCGCCUCCUCCACCCCCAUGCCCUCCUCCUCCUCCACCUCCACCACCUCCUCCUCCUCCUCCUUCCCCCCGGCGUCCAGCCACAACGGCUCCCAGGCCUUGCGGCCGCAGAACCUCCUGGAUCAGCUCAAUGCCGAGGAGACCCAGUCGGCCAGCAGCACCAUGACCAAACACAAGUCUUCGUCCUCCUUCACGCCCUUCAUCGACCCCCGCCUCCUCCAGGUCUCGCCCUCCAGCGGCAGCUCCCUCAACAACAUGGCGAGCUUCGGCCAGGACGUGCGGCUGCCCGAGGCGCUGCGGGCCGACCCGUCCCGUAAGGGCUCGGUGGUGAACGUCAACCCGGUCAACACGCGCCCGCAGAGCGACACGCCCGAGAUCCGCAAGUACAAGAAGAGGUUCAACUCGGAGAUCCUGUGCGCCGCGCUCUGGGGUGUGAACCUGCUGGUGGGCACCGAGAGCGGGCUGAUGCUGUUGGACCGCAGCGGCCAGGGGAAGGUCUACCCGCUCAUCAACCGCCGGCGCAUCCAGCAGAUGGACGUCCUCGAGGGCCUCAACGUACUGGUCACCAUCUCGGGCAAGAAGAACAAGCUGCGUGUCUACUACCUGUCGUGGCUGAGGAACAAGAUUUUGCACAACGACCCCGAGGUGGAGAAGAAGCAGGGCUGGGUUACCGUGGGCGACCUGGAGGGAUGCGUCCACUACAAAGUCGUGAAAUAUGAGAGGAUUAAGUUCUUGGUGCUGGCUUUGAAGAACGCUGUGGAGGUGUACGCCUGGGCGCCCAAACCCUACCACAAAUUCAUGGCCUUCAAGUCUUUCGGUGACCUGGUGCACAAACCUCUGUUGGUGGACCUGACGGUGGAGGAGGGUCAGAGGUUAAAGGUCAUCUACGGCUCGUACUCGGGCUUCCACGCCGUGGACGUCGACUCCGGCGCCGUCUACGACAUCUACCUUCCCACGCACAUCCAGACCAGCAUCCAGUCCCACGCCAUCAUCAUCCUGCCCAACACGGACGGCAUCGAGCUGCUGGUGUGCUACGAGGACGAGGGCGUCUACGUCAACACCUACGGCCGCAUCACUAAGGACGUGGUGCUGCAGUGGGGCGAGAUGCCCACCUCCGUGGCCUACAUUAGGUCCAACCAGAUUAUGGGCUGGGGGGAGAAGGCCAUCGAGAUCCGCUCGGUGGAGACGGGACACCUGGACGGGGUCUUCAUGCACAAGAGGGCCCAGCGGCUCAAGUUCCUCUGUGAGAGGAAUGACAAGGUGUUCUUCGCCUCGGUGCGCUCCGGCGGCGCCAGCCAGGUGUACUUCAUGACCCUGGGACGCACCUCUCUGAUGAGCUGGUAGUCAUGACGACCGCAUCCCCCGAAGAAGAAGAAGAAGAAGAAGAAAAAAAAAACGGGAAAAAAGAGGAAAACCAAACCUGCCGGCCAGGCAGGGGUGGGCGCGACAAAACCACACACUUAAAAAACACAUGCACGAACGUACGCACGCACGCAAAAAUACGAAAAAGCGGCCGACGGACUUUGACGAUACUUCCCGAAGACGACAAACGACCCUGUGCUGAUGUAUAGACUGAACUGUAUUGGACAUUUCUGUUUCGUUAGAGGAGGAGGAGGAGGAGGAGGAGGC